This is a messenger RNA of Drosophila nasuta, 565 nucleotides long. RefSeq names its product larval cuticle protein F1-like. The record is from RefSeq and is a predicted model, not a curated record. The transcript has 2 exons. Lineage: Eukaryota; Metazoa; Arthropoda; Insecta; Diptera; Drosophilidae. The coding region runs from base 27 to 479 and encodes 150 amino acids.
UUCAAUUGAAAUCUACUUGCUUCAAUAUGUUCAAAUUCGUUGCUAUCUUCGCUCUGCUGGUUGCCUCCGCUUCGGCUGGCCUCAUCGAGACCCACCAUGUGGUGCAUCAGCCCGUUCUCGCCAAGGUGGGCACCGUGGUGCACAGCGCUCCUUCUGCCGUGUCCCAUCAGAGCAUCACCCAGGUGCACAGCAAGCCAGUCAUCCAACAUGUUGUUGCUCCAGUCCUGAAGACCACAGUUCAUGCUGCUCCUGCCAUCGCUGUUCAUUCUGCUCCAGUUGUCCAUGCUGCUCCUGCCAUUGCUGUUCACUCUGCUCCUGUGGUCCAUGCUGCUCCUGCUAUCGCUGUUCACUCUGCUCCUGUGGUUCAUGCUGCUCCAGUUGUCCACGCCGCUCCAGUUCUGCCUGUGGUGCACUCUGCUCCUCUAGUCAAGUCUGUGCUGCACACAUCUCCCUUCGCAGGCUUCUCUGGGCAUCAUUAGGAUAAACAACAGAACCUUUGCUAUUUGCUUGUGAUAAGAAAUUUAUGAUUUUUGUUGAAAUAAAUUUUACCAUUCCAUAAAUAAGU